AUACUGCAAUUCUUCUGUUCUCGGCUCCAAUUUGCAACACCCCGAUCAAUAAAUACCCAAAUUUUCUGGAUAUUGGGGAAUUUGAGCAUUUCGUAGCUGCGCUCGCUCAAACCGCGUGUGUAUAUAAUCCCUAUGUUCGUGGGGAUUGUUUUCGAUAUCAGGCUAAUUGAGCGAUCUGCGAGGCACCGACAGUGUUAAUUGUUCUUAGAUCGACAUCGUAGUCGCUCUCUGUGGUAGUUGUCUCCACCAUACGUUCUACGAAGGAGUGGGGUCGGAAAUUGAAAACCUUUAAUUACUCGUUUAUCAUAUGAUGUUUCAUUAUUCAAGUGUUGUUUAAUUGCGACUUUGUCUUAUUAGGGUAGAUGAUCUCGCUGUAGUUGUUUGAAUAUAAAGGUUGAGAUCUUGAUGUCAUUCAACGUCUUUUGCUUUACCCUUUCCUGCGUUUGAAAGCCUAUGUGCAUACUCUCAACUUGUUCCAGAUUUAUUUAAUUUGAAGGGAUCUUUUCAUUGAAGCCCUAAUUCCACGAUUUCCAUCAUCAACCCUAGUUCUCCGUUUGUUCAGAUUGUAACAAUGAUUCAGAACACUCAAUUCAAGGACUUCUUCACCGAAUAUGGGGAGGCAAACUUGUAUGAAAUCCAAGAAGUUGUUGGUAAGGGAAGCUAUGGAGUGGUGGCUGCAGCGGUUGAUACUCACACCGGAGAGAAGGUGGCUAUAAAGAAGAUCAAAGACAUAUUCGAGCACGUCUCCGAGGCUACUCGGAUCCUCAGAGAGAUCAAGCUUCUCCGGUUGCUUAGGCACCCGGACAUCGUGGAAAUAAAGCAUAUUAUGUUGCCUCCUUGCAGGCGAGAAUUCAAGGAUAUAUAUGUUGUGUUUGAGCUGAUGGAGACAGAUCUCCAUCAUGUAAUUCGGACGAACGAUGAUCUCACUCCCGGGCAUCAUCAGUUCUUUUUGUACCAAUUGCUACGAGCUUUGAAAUAUAUCCAUUCAGCAAAUGUUUUCCACCGGGACUUAAAACCCAAAAACAUCCUCGCUAAUGCCGACUGCAAGUUGAAGAUUUGUGAUUUUGGGCUAGCCCGUGCAUCAUUUGGUGAUUCCCCGUCUGCUGUGUUUUGGACUGAUUAUGUGGCUACUCGUUGGUACCGUGCUCCAGAACUCUGCGGAUCCUUCUUUACAAAGUAUACCCCUGCCAUUGAUGUCUGGAGCAUUGGUUGUAUUUUCGCUGAAAUGGUGACUGGAAAGCCAUUGUUUCCGGGGAAGAAUGUGAUUCAUCAAUUGGAGCUCAUAACUGAUCUUCUUGGAACUCCUUCUGCCGAAACCAUUUCAAAGAUUCGGAAUGAAAAAGCCCGAAGAUAUUUGAAUAGCAUGAGAAAGAAAUCUGCUGUGCCUCUGUCACAAAAAUUCCCAAAUUUCGAUCCAUUGGCUCUUUGUUUACUUGAGCGUUUAAUUGCCUUUGAUCCCAAUGAUCGUCUAUCUGCUGAAGAAGCGCUGGCAGACCCGUAUUUUUAUGGGCUGGCUAAUCCAGAAGAUGAGCCAUCAACUAAACCUAUUUCAAAAUUUGAGUUUGAGUUUGAACGCAGGAAUCUAACAAAAGACGACGUGAGGGAGCUAAUAUACAGAGAGAUCUUAGAGUAUCAUCCUGAUAUGCUUCAAGAACACCUCCGCGGCAUGGACCCGAUCCACUUUAUGUAUCCGAGUGGAAUCGACCAAUUUAAGCAACAAUUUGUUCACCUUGAGGAUCAGCCGGGGAAAGUAGACCGAAUACUGCGAAGGCGCUACGCCUCCCUGCCACGGGAACGCGUCUGCACGUCCAUUGAUGAAGACGACCCCAACCAGAACAUCGAAUCUGAGAACCAGUCCACACUGCCCAACUUCCGAAGCCAUAAAAGUAACAGGCUACCCGAAGCCGCCGCCAGUUCUGCAUCGAAGACCCGGCAGAGCAAUGGGUGCAGAAAUUCGAGCUGCAGCAGUGCGCGGUGUCUGCUGAGAAGCUCGAGCAUAAGUGCUUCCCGGUGCGUCGGUGUAGAAGGGAGCAGAUUACUGUGAGGUAAGAACCUCAAAUGUUAUCCUGAAACAAACCUCUUCUAUAACAAUGUUGUAUGAAUUCUUAACCUGUGUUGGGACAACCAACUGAUCACGAUUCAUGGCUUUGCCUAAUUUAAUAUUUGAGGAAAUGAAGUAAGAAUAGUUGUAGUAGAAUUCUAUGUAACCAUUUUAUUGGUAGUACUGUUGUUUUAAACAUUCGGUUACGCCAUUGUUAUGCUGCCCAUUUUAGGUUUCUUGCUUCACAGUGGCAAUCGAUAUCUUUAGUUUGGGGGAGUAAAAUGAUGAAAAAAAUUUAAAAAGGUAGAAAAUGAAAAAUUCAAAGCACACGUGCAUCACUAACUGAAAUAUUUGUCUUUUAAACAACAUCAUGAUUGCAUAUUUAUCCAGAGGGGAUACAUUAUGUCCCCCACGUAGGUUAAAGUGCAUCCAACUUUGUGUAAUGUAUGUCUGUCUCGCUCUACUCUCUUUCUUUCUAAAAUUUAUAGUUUAGUAAUUAAUUAAGGAGUUGGGUGUAUAGUUUAAGUAGGAAACACAUUGAGACAUGAUGAAAUAAUGUGUGAGCUGAGAGGGAGGGUACGUGAAUGUGUGUUGGUGUUGGGAAAUCAUGAUUUGAGCAGCUGACCUUUAGAGCGACAAGUCGGGCAGGAAAGCAGGGGUGGGUUGUCCUGAUGUUCCAGCCGAUUAGUCCGAGUGACACGUGGCGUGGCUGACUGUUUGACUUGACGACCACUGUCCCUCCUUUGUCCAGACAAUUCGGCCAUGCUCCUUUCCAUUUCCAUUUCCAUUUCCCCGCACUUGAUCAUGCCAUGCCUUGCCUUGCCUUGCCUACCACACCCACACCCACACCCUCACCCUCCUCCCUAGGUUAUUUAGAUUUCUCAUUUUCUUCAACAACUCCCUUAUUUUGUUUUUGACCUUUUGCCAUUUCUACUUUCUGCUUUUGCACUUUUCCCCAUCUCUCUCUCUCUCUCUCUCUCUCUCUCUCUCUCUAUAUAUAUAUAUAUAUAUGUAUGUAUGUAUAAGGUUGUCUUAAUAAUUUCUGUAUGCAAAGAGAGAUUGUUCGGACAAGUCUGUUGGCAGUUCUUUUCGCCUUCUUCUUCUCUACAAAUUUUCAGGUUUCUUUCAUGGAGAGUCAUAGUUCCUCUUGUUUGGAUUUAACGAUAGCCAUGCCUGGAUUCUCAUCAGCUUCUCCUCCGGCAUCUGGGGAGAGUGGAUGCAGUGAUUUAAUGAAAGAAGUAGAUGUAAAUCGUGUGGCGGCGUCGCCGGGGACAGAAGAAGAAUGCAUGGAAGAAGAAGACGAUCAUGAUCAUGGGAGCCCGAACUGCGGCCCGGCCCGCAGAAAGAAACUUCGCCUUACUAAAGAGCAGUCUCGUCUUCUCGAACAAAGCUUCAGACUGAAUCACACUUUAAAUCCU
This is a messenger RNA of Andrographis paniculata, 3459 nucleotides long. RefSeq names its product mitogen-activated protein kinase 12-like. Gene Ontology annotation, cellular component: cytoplasm; nucleus. The record is from RefSeq and is a predicted model, not a curated record. Lineage: Eukaryota; Viridiplantae; Streptophyta; Magnoliopsida; Lamiales; Acanthaceae. Gene Ontology annotation, molecular function: ATP binding; MAP kinase activity. Gene Ontology annotation, biological process: intracellular signal transduction; protein phosphorylation. The transcript is spliced from 11 exons. The coding region runs from base 572 to 2044 and encodes 490 amino acids.